Messenger RNA from Glarea lozoyensis ATCC 20868, 477 nucleotides. RefSeq lists its product as uncharacterized. Lineage: Eukaryota; Fungi; Ascomycota; Leotiomycetes; Helotiales; Helotiaceae. Bases 1 to 477 code for a protein of 158 amino acids. Gene Ontology annotation, biological process: silent mating-type cassette heterochromatin formation; regulation of transcription by RNA polymerase II; rDNA heterochromatin formation. The record is from RefSeq and is a predicted model, not a curated record. The transcript has 3 exons.
AUGUCCCAAGGUCCCUCUUCACAGCGGACCAAGGGCUCGCAGGACUCUGCAACGGGCGAAACCACCGGCGGCAACGAAGAUGGAGUAUGUGUGAGGAAGAUGAGACUCAAGGUUCUUUAUACAUUUGACGACCAGAACAAAACCAAUUGCCUGGCACGAUGGCCCCACGUACUAGAAAUACAAACAGUUGCGAUGGACGAGACGACCUCGAUUGGCGUUAUCGAAUUGAAGACGUGUAUCCAAGCCAUUGUUCAGUGCAGUCCGGAACUCGUCGCGAGACUAGGCCAGGAUUAUACCGUGUACGCCCCAACUCGCAGGCAAAGCUACACCUUUACCAAACAUAAAUCCUUCCCAGAACCAUCAUCAGAGGGAUGGAACCAGCAUGGAAGUGGUCAAUCAAUUACUCAGCCCGAGCUUGCAACACCAGCCCCUAGCAGAGCCUACAUCUCAGGAAGAUGUUGCAGUAGACACAUCUGA